This is a messenger RNA of Colias croceus (clouded yellow), 1391 nucleotides long. RefSeq lists its product as uncharacterized. The transcript has 10 exons. Bases 66 to 1391 code for a protein of 441 amino acids. NCBI's taxonomy places the organism in Eukaryota, Metazoa, Arthropoda, Insecta, Lepidoptera, Pieridae. The record is from RefSeq and is a predicted model, not a curated record.
ACAGCAGAUGUGAGCGAUGCCAAUCAUGGCCGCUAUGGACCAAUAUCCUCCUUGAAGUACAGCGAAUGAAUGCUUAUGACAUACGCAACCACCCCUGCUGCCAAGAGCCUAGUGACAACAUUACCCUGGCCAUGAUAAUAGAUGCGUAUGAGAUAUAUGGCCACGACCCGACAGACAAACUGGACCAUCUGGCGCACUUUCAGAUAGAAAUGAUGAAGAUUAAACGAGCUCCAGAUCAGUAUAUCAUAAAUGAACAUGUUCACAUAGCUACCGAUCACCUAGGAAGAUUUAUAAACAUGCAUAUCAAAGAACUAAAGAUACUGCUAAUAGCUCUAGACGAUGUUAUAGACAACAUGUUGACCAUGUAUGAUAAUCAUAACGCGAUAAAAACAGAAAGAGUGGCAACUUAUAACGCAGGGGCGGGUGGUGCUGUUCCUAUGGAGUUUUAUUUGAGCCAAGAAUACUAUUGCGGUAAGAACGUCUAUCUCUUCGUGUCUGAACUCUAUAGCGAUAUCUACGAGAUGGGUCGCGGCACCUCCCCAUAUUGCAAGGAUCGUGGCUUCCAUUUCCUUGGCUUCGUACAUUUUAUGGAUGACAACAAAUACUUCCUGGAAGAGGACCCGAAUAUUGUGUUCCAGAUGGACAAUUAUAUACAUGGUUUGGAGUGCCAUGUGGGUUUAUGUAUUUAUAGGUUCCCCUUCAAAAAGAACCUACAACACAUCCGUGACGUCUCCACCCUUCCUAAGGCGAUCGUCAAAUGCGGUACAGAGGUGUAUAAGCUGCCACCACUUACUGCUGCAUCAUGUAUUAUCACUUCUGGCUCUUUUAUUUUGGACUUUAACAUUCAGGGGAUACGGUUCCGCCAUUUUGAUUAUAUGCUGUUUCUGCCAAAUGGUCACUCAUAUUACACGAAAGAAAAAUCCUCUCCUUUGGCUUGCGAUCACCAUGUAUGUGAAUGGAAUAAUACUAAUUUCUACGGAGGUCCAUUUAUAAUCCCCGGUGAUCCGGGCACGGGUCUGACUCCAAUACCGCCUUUCAUCGAACAAACGACUGAGCCCUACAACAUACACUCUACGGAACCACCGGGCCAUGAGUUCGCUAAUAUUACCUAUUCCCUCGACGGCUGCUGGUUCAUGUUCCCGCCGAACUAUGGGUCGAUUGCUGGAAUCAGCUACUUAGAUCCACUCACUGUUAACGAGUAUAGAUACACUUGUUCUGGAGCUAAUAAUAAUAAGGGUCUCUACUGGUACCCGCAAUGGAUGGGCGCGCCCCCCCACCACCCGCGCCCGCAGGCCGGCGAUUCGCCCCCCGCGCCCGGAUCGUUAUCCGCCGCCUACUACCCGCACCUGGCCAACCCACCGCUUAGUGUUAACGCGCCCGGACAGAAAUAA